AUUCCAUUAAAACUAUAUACAUUCUAUGGAUACUAUACGAGUAGUGGUGUGUGGUGACGAGGGUGUGGGCAAGUCGUCGUUAAUCACAUCCUUGGUGAAAGAGAAAUUUGUGCCAAAUAUACAGCAUGUCAUCCCGCCAAUGAAUAUUCCCCGUGAUUUUUCGGAUUCUCGCUACUCAGUGAACUCGACUAUCUUGGUAGACACCUCUGCCUCAAACAUCUCCUCCCUUCAGUACGAAAUUCGUCAGUCAAACGUCAUUUGGUUGGUGUAUUCUGAUCAUUAUACCUAUGAAAGGAUAUCCCUAUAUUGGAUUCCGCUCUUCCGAUCUCUGGGUGUGAAUUUGCCAAUUAUCAUAUGCAACAACAAGAGUGACAUUGACACAUCUACAGAGUCAUCCACAGCGCUGAACGAAGAGUUUAUUCCGCUUUUGAAAGAUUUCAAAGAAGUUGAAGCUUGCAUCAGAUGCAGUGCCAAGGAGAACUACAAUGUCAACCAGGCGUUUUACCUAUGCCAGCGUGCAGUCACACAUCCGCUUUCUCCAUUGUAUGAUUACAAAGAUGGCUGCUUGAAACCUCUCGCAGUGUCUGCGUUGAAUAGGAUCUUUUACCUCUGCGAUAGAGAUCAAGACGGAUAUUUAAGUGACGACGAGUUUCUGCUGCUUCAGCAGAAAUGCUUCCACAAAUCCAUAGAUAUCACCGAAUUGCAAACCAUUAAAAACACAUUAAAUGGUAUUAUACCUGGCUCAGCAAGUGAAAAGGGAAUUACAAGCCAAGGAUUCCUCCUACUGAAUAAAUUUUAUGUUGAAUCUGGGAGACAUGAAACGAUCUGGGGGAUACUUAGAGCAUUUUACUACACAGAUUCUUUGUCUAUCGAUGACAAAGUGUUAUACCCUAAAAUUGACAUUCCUCAGCACUCAAGUGUAGAGCUCUCUCCGAUUGGUUAUAAGUUUUUAGUUGAUUUGUUCAUAUUAUUUGAUAAGGAUAAUGAUGGUGGUUUGAAUGAUCAUGAACUCGAACGUUUAUUUUAUCCAACUCCUGGUAUUCCAAAAUCGUGGAAAGACAACAAUUUUCCUAGAAGUGUGGUGUGCAAUGAACAAGGAUAUGUGACUCUUCAAGGGUGGCUUGCUCAGUGGUCUAUGACAACUUUCUUAGAUUACAAAACAACAUCUGCAUAUCUUGGAUACUUCGGUUUUGAAACAAAAACAUCCAACUCCAAAAAUACCUAUUCCACAUCCUCUGCUUUGUACAUUACGAAACCGAGGAAGUUUAAAAAGAGGAAUGGAAAAGUUUAUAGAGCCGCAGUCAACGAUAGAACAGUUUUUAACUGUUUUAUUGUAGGUGCCUCUGGAUGUGGCAAGUCAUCGUUACUGGAAUCUUUCUUAGGGAGACCGUUCAGUAAUGCUCACUCUCCAACAAUUCAACAGAAUAUAGCAGUAAACAAUGUUGAGUUGAUUGGGGGGAAACAAUGUUACUUGAUUAUGGAGGAACUUGGUGAAGUUGAACACGCUAUACUCGAUAACAAGGAAAAGCUGGAUUCAUGUGAUGUUUUAUGUUUUGCCUACGACUCCUCGGACCCUGAGUCAUUUCAACACUUGAUUGAAAUCAAACAGAUGCACAAUUAUUUAGACAAUAUUCCUUCCGUUUUUGUUGCGUUGAAAGCAGAUUUAGACAGACAACAACAGCGCUCAGAUUUCUUACCCGAACCUUACACCAAGUCUUUGCACCUAUCCCCACCACUUCACAUCAGCUCUAAUUGGCUACCGUCUAUGAAUGAACUCAUGAGUCACUUGGUUGCAGCAGCUACCAACCCCCGUUUCGCAACUCCUGGUCUCGAUCCAGAGCCUACUGAGCCUGAACCUCUUUUAAACUCAUUCACCAUUGGCUGUGGAGCCAUUGGACUUAUGGCGGUAGCGUCAGCGUGGUAUUUGCACGGGUACCUUCUAGGCGGAAGAAGGUGAUUUUGAUACAAUCUAGCAGGCGAACUCAAUGUAUAACGUAUUUUUUAGAGAUAUCUAUGUUUAGCCCGUAGAACGAACAUUUCGUGGGAGAAACCAUUGUACGACCGAAA
Molecule: messenger RNA, 2067 nt
Organism: Pichia membranifaciens NRRL Y-2026
Lineage: Eukaryota; Fungi; Ascomycota; Pichiomycetes; Pichiales; Pichiaceae
Exons: 1
Coding region: 26-1957 (643 amino acids)
Biological process (GO): regulation of mitochondrion organization; small GTPase-mediated signal transduction; mitochondrion organization
Cellular component (GO): mitochondrial outer membrane
Molecular function (GO): GTPase activity; calcium ion binding; GTP binding
Source: RefSeq, a predicted model, not a curated record